UUCUGUCCGUCCUGCCACUUUGCCGUGAUACACCAGGAGAGAGGCUCUACUGGUUGCAAUAUCGACGAAUUACUUUCAAUGGAUUGUCUGGAGAGAACGACAUCGAUAUUCGCGCGUGAAUCACGGAACGAGUCGUAGAAAGACGUUAUUUGUCAAUGAUGUAUCGUAAUCGAAGGGUCCUUACAAGGAACUCGUGCUCGAUAGACUCGUUGCACGACCAACACCAAGGGUUCGUUUUGCACGCGCGGGACAACUUCCGGUUGCUGAUCCGUGCGAAACAGGCAAGCAACAAAUAGAUUGAUGGUGGCCGAUAAAAAGGAAUAGAAACAGAUGGAAAGCGAAAGAAGAGGCAAAAGAAGAGAGACUCGGACUCGGUGUACGCACAUAAUGUACGAGUCCUGAGAGGAGUUGGAGUCCCUCCCGGAGGCGCGGCGCCGCGCCGCGCCACGGCACGACGUUGCGACUAUAAGUAAGUCUCGCGCGGCGCGCCGCGGCUUAAUGCCGUUACCGCGUUCGUGGCGCCAAGAGGAAGGCCCAUUGGCGACGAUAAGCCUCCUUCGUGUCCGGCACGAACGAGAAAAAGAAAGAGAGAAAAACGGAGAUAGAUACGCAGCAGCCAGCUUUCACCCGCGUUUCAGCAGUGAAUAUAUAUACCCCGCCGGGGUGUGGAUCGCGACAGUAUAGAUAAUACGUAGCUGUCAGUCGUAUCCGAGGCCAGUGUCAGUCUAGAGUUAGUGUCGGUGAACAGAGUGACCGAGUGUCGUUCGUGAGCCACUUAAUAACACCUAUCGGAAAGAUAAACUUCCCAACCCCUAGCUAUUAUCGCUUGGUACACGGCCAGUUUCAUUUCGUUCAGUCAGUCUUAUUUUUUUUUUUUCCUGUUUCUUUUUCAUCUUCUAAUGAAAAUAAGUCGCCUAUGAUUUUUUCAGUCUAUAAUUCUUUCGCAAACUUUAUCUCCGUUUCGAGUGGAUAAAUUUUUUAUCGUGUAAUUAUAAAAUUACUGUGUAAUUAUAAAAUUACUUGUGCUCUGUGACUCCCGUACUUCUAGUACGCAGUAAGAAUCGGUGCAAGUGUUAAACAACGGUAGAGAUCGGUGGAGAGGGAGCAGCGGAUCGGUGGUUGGUGUCAAAGGGGUGCGCAUGGUCCGUGCGGACCGGCUAAGAUCACCUCUGUGGUCGAGCGUGGACCUUUCCACUGGGCCGUUUGAACGGCCGCGUUUCGACGUUCCACCAUGUCGGGGCUGCUUUACACGCUUUUAGGGUUGGCGGCUAGCUCGAGCCUUCACUGUGCCGUUCGCCGUGAGAUAAGCCCGUGCACCUGCCGGCAGGAGGAGUUCUCCACCUCGGUUAUCAAUCCGGCGCAGGCGGUCGCCGCAGCCGCGGCCGUCGCGGCUGUUGCCACAACCGGUAACAAUGCCGGCCACCAUGGACACGGAGAGCGAAUCGAGGUCGUGUGCGAGCGGAUGGACUCUUUCGAACAAGUGGCAGGAGCGUUGAGAGGCAAAUUCACCACCGAACAGCAGAUUACAUUGCGCGUCUCGCAUUCGAAUCUCAGGGAUAUAUCGCGGCACGAUUUUAAAGAACUGCGGAUGUCCAUCACGAAGCUCGAGCUGAAUCACGAUCGUCUAGGGUUCGUGGACGGCGAUGUUUUCGCGGGGUUGGGAAGAACGCAAUACCUUAGUCUCGCGGAUAACGAAGUACCAUCUAUACCGAGACAUAUUCUGUCGCAUCUGUCACUGCUAAGGACCCUAGAUCUUAGCAGAAAUCGGAUAAGCCGUAUAGACUCGGAUGACUUUAAGUACAAUCCGACAUUGCAGCAUCUACUGCUGGCCGGAAAUGCGAUUUCAGAAAUGAUGCCAGGCUCAUUACCGCCAUUGGUCAAGCAUCUACACGUCGGCCGCAAUCAGUUGCAAAGUCUGAAUCGAACAUUACGAGAUUUGAAUCAGUUGGAGUGGUUGCUAAUUAACGCCAACGAGCUCGCAUCUCUAGACGGCGAGCUACCAUCCUCUGGCCACAACCUGAAGAUGCUCUACGCCGUGGACAAUAAAUUAACUCACUUGCCAGCCGAAUUUCGCUACCUGCACCGUUUGGAAAGUCUGUAUCUUCAGCACAAUAAAAUUCGCAGCCUCGAUGGCACGCUGCAAAAGGCUCGUAGAUUGAAGUUUCUCGAACUUUCGUACAACGAUCUGCAAGAGUUGACGAAAGAAGAUUUCAUAGAGGCAGAGAUGUUAGAAGACUUGGAGCUGGGACACAAUUCUCUAAAAUCGCUGGGCAGCACGGUUAGUGAUGACGGCGAUGGAAAUGGGAGUAAUAGUGUCCUUUACCCUCUCAAAUCUCUCAAGUGUUUAAAUUUGACGCACAAUGAGCUUCGCGAGUUCUCAUUCGCGUCACUUCGUGGCCUGCGCGAGCUACGUUUGCUCGAUCUCUCGAACAACAGAAUCGCGCGGCUCCACAGAGGAAGAACACCGUCAGAGAAUUUAGUAGAGGAGGAAGGAGAAGAAACGGCGGGUGGAAAUAUCCAGGAUAUGCAACUGCAACACAACGAGCUACGAAGCUUGGACGGCUCGUUGUUUCUUGGAAUGAAGGAAUUGCAGAAGCUAAAUCUCAGUUACAACGCUUUAGGACCGACGAUUGGACAGCGUGAUCUACGAGGUCUCGAUGGUCUCAAAGUCCUCGAUCUCUCUCACAACGAGCUUACUACACUUGAAGAUACGUCAGAGACGUGGCUUCCCUCUCUCGAAGAGCUGAACGCGUCGCACAAUCGUUUGGUGACAUUGUCUGAAAGAGACUUCCGUGGAUUUCCUGUUCUCUGUUGGGCAGAUGUGAGUGCAAAUCGGAUACGUACUCUAAUGCCAGAACUCGUGGCGAACACACGUUGCACUGUUCACGGAGUGCCUGACGUACUUCGCAUAUAUCUUCAAGAUAAUCCGGUGUUGUGCGAUCCUGGACUCGCAGACUUGACCGUGGCUUUCGAAGUCAAUCACGCCAAAGUCUAUGGUGUCGCCAAUAAUUGUCCAACGACCGUUUCAACUCCCACCGAGCAAACGUCGCCACUUCCGCCGUUGCCACCGACGUUGUUGUUAGCUGCCGCGGCGGCUGCUUCCGGAGGAAAUGUUUCUUUCGCAGCGACCCUCGAGUAGUCCACUGGAAAUAGGAUAAAGAACGUAAGAUACGAUCGAUCGGCACAAUAAAGUUAAAAAACGGAAACGAACAAGAAGGAAGAAACGAUCGAGAGGAAGAAUUUAUUCGACUCGCGGUCGCCCGUUUGUACGAUGCUACAAAGAUAGAUAUCUAUGAAAUGGACACUGAAAUGGAUAUCGAGGGUACUAUUGGCCAUUGUGAUAAACGGGUGAUUCUUGGUGCAGUCUCGUUUUCAAGUUCGACACGGGCGUUUUAGUUCGUUAAUCUAAUCCGCUUGCGUGGAUUUCUUGGAAGCAUUCGAAUGAAAAGGAAGCUGCAUAAUAAUAAUAAUAAUGAUAAUGAUGAUAAUAAUAAUAGUAACAGAAUAACACACACAUGCAUUCGUUAACAUCAUGAGACACUAACGGGACAUCUCAUACGUCGCUAAUCCUAUAAUCGAUAGUUAAAAACUGAUUGCAUCGGUCUUUAAAUCGGUAGAUGUGUACUGCAUUUGCUGUAGUAAUUAUUAAGUAAAGAUAUAUAUUUAUUUUAGCGAGUUUUCAUCACAUAUCGUGAGAGACGUUGUUCCUUUUAUUGUGACAGAACGAUCUCUCUAUACGUGUUAGAUAGUAGAGCACAAAAACUCGAAAACGAAUUGUAACAUUUCCUGAAAAAAUAAAAAAAAGAAAAAGCAUGUAUGUUAUAUAUUCGUGCCGAACACAAGCUGAAAGAGUUGUCGGAAUACCAUCUUUGUCUAAAUCGAAGUUCAGGAACAAUUUGUUAAAGUUUUUGUUUUAUAAUAGACGACAUCGUUACACUGUAAAUAGUCAUUAAUUCCAUUAUUUUUUUCACACCAUACGUCCUGUUUAACAAUAGAUAGAGUUAGAUGAUCUUUCGAACGUCUCAUUACAAAUUUCAAUUCGCAUUCCAACUCGUAUUAUUUAGGAUUUUCAUCUACUUCUAUUAAUAUCUUGAAAUAUACACACAUAUACAUACAUACAAAGUUUUCGGGAUCGAUUAAUGAAAUUAGCUUUUAAUCGAGCUCGAAAUUAUCGUUAAUCAUCCAUACUUCAAAGUAUUAUCCGUAACGCUUAUGUGACGUAUUGUGUAUCAAGAUUUUCGUGCUCCGAUUGCCUUAGAUUAUUCAUUAUUAAUAUCGGUUCAUACGAAUAAUAUCUAGUAUGCCACUAUAUUAUGUAAGAUAACAUAUAGAAUUCUCGCAUUAGUAUAAUAGUUGAAUAUUUAUUUUCUCUUAAGCGAAAAAAAUGAACUUUUAAAUUAAAUGUAAUAAACAGAGAUUAUUCAUUAGAUAUUAAUCGUAUCGAACCUGAUCAACGCAGACAACGUGAAUACGGCUAGUGUACAUCAUAGUAACGCAUCGAUUCCCAUCGUCAACGUUUCGAUCUUUAAUUAAAUUCUUGAAUGAUCGAGUAAAUGAACGAUCGGGCGGGUCAAUAGUGUAAGUGAAAUCUGUUAACUUACGUUGUGUACGCGAUAUGAGCUGAUUGGCAGUGGGCGAUCAAUUGACUCUCUCGUUAACUCUUGCCAAUAGGGAUGAAUUGUUAUCAACGUGCUUCUAUGCAUACAUAAUCAAUUGGCCCUUUCCAUGUAUGAGUAAGACGCGUAAAUAUUUCGUAAGUAGUUAUGUUAAUAUCAAAAUUGAAUGUAAAAUACAAUAAA
This is a messenger RNA of Frieseomelitta varia, 4799 nucleotides long. RefSeq names its product leucine-rich repeats and immunoglobulin-like domains protein 1 (gene ltl). Gene Ontology annotation, cellular component: extracellular matrix. The record is from RefSeq and is a predicted model, not a curated record. Gene Ontology annotation, molecular function: protein binding. The transcript has 8 exons. Lineage: Eukaryota; Metazoa; Arthropoda; Insecta; Hymenoptera; Apidae. The coding region runs from base 1232 to 3139 and encodes 635 amino acids.